Messenger RNA from Seriola aureovittata, 8875 nucleotides. It is a transcript of the gene bach2b, whose product is annotated as BTB and CNC homology 1, basic leucine zipper transcription factor 2b. The coding region runs from base 541 to 3012 and encodes 823 amino acids. Gene Ontology annotation, biological process: regulation of transcription by RNA polymerase II. The transcript is spliced from 5 exons. NCBI's taxonomy places the organism in Eukaryota, Metazoa, Chordata, Actinopteri, Carangiformes, Carangidae. Gene Ontology annotation, molecular function: RNA polymerase II cis-regulatory region sequence-specific DNA binding; DNA-binding transcription factor activity, RNA polymerase II-specific; protein binding. The record is from RefSeq and is a predicted model, not a curated record.
UCAGCUUGCAGCGCCGUAGUUGCGAUUCUCCAAACCCGGCUGCGCACGUUCGAGGGAGUACGCGCGCGGUUCCCGCCGGCACCAACGCAAAAAAGCCGCGCCGCGCUAACGAUGUUGUGAAUGAGGGGGGAUCGAGUGACGUCAGCGGCCGAAUGUCAACAAUGUAGCGACUGAGAGUAGGCGUUCUAGUCGAGUGUAACAAACAGCGGAGACGGAGCAGCACGCCGCGCUGGAUCACCACGCACACUUACACACACGCGCGCGCACACGUACACAACACAGACCGUAGAACCGUAGACGUUGUGUGUAUGUGUGUGUGAGUGUGUGUGUGUAUUUUUUUUUUUUUUUUUUUUUUUUUGAAGUAGGCGAAGUGAGAAACAGCCGAGUUGCACCGACAGGGAGAAGAAGUGACCUAUCUGCAGCCGGGAGGCUUUGAGGAAACGACAAAGCGAGCCAUCAUGUGAAAGAACUUAACGUGGGAAAAACGGACAAAAGGGGCUGGAAUACGAGCGGAAUAUUAAGUAAAAGGGCGUGAGCGGAAUGUCCGUGGAUGAGAAGCCUGAAGCCCCCAUGUAUGUGUAUGAGUCGACGGUUCAUUGUACCAAUAUCCUCCUCUGCCUCAACGACCAGCGGAAGCAGGAUAUCCUGUGCGAUGUGACUGUCCUGGUGGAGGGCAAGGAGUUCCGCGGGCACCGGGCCGUGCUGGCCGCCUGCAGCGAGUACUUCCUCCAGGCGCUGGUGGGCCAGGCGGAGAAUGGCUUGGUCGUUAGCCUCCCUGAAGAGGUCACUGCCAGGGGAUUUGCCCCAUUGUUGCAGUUUGCCUACACUGCUAAGCUGUUACUCAGCAGAGAAAACAUCCAGGAGGUCAUCCGCUGUGCUGAAUUCCUGCGCAUGCACAACCUCGAGGACUCAUGCUUUCGUUUCCUGGAAGCUCAGCUGCGCAGCGAGGACGACAGCCUGCUACCCUACCACAAGGUGGCCGCGGAGGCAAACAACUCAGAGGAUGAGAGCAUGCAGUCAGAGGCGGAAAGGCCCACCUCCCCCAGGGCGCGGCGGUGUGCCGACGCCCUCGCCUCCUUCCGACGCCCUGACAAUGAUCGGCUAGCGAUGGCUAUACCCAGUAACUUCACGGACGGCCGCCUGGACUUCGAUCGGCAUGGAGGGUCAGACCUGCCACGAUGCCCCAAGUACAGGAAAUACCAGUGGGCUUGCAACAAGCACAAUAUUGACACCUCCUCACACACCAGUACCUCAGGUUUUCCAAGCACAUUAAAAGAGAGCAGCGUUAGCGGGGAAGUGCCGGAUCAGGUCAGGCUGCCUUUGGCACAGAUCAAAGUUGAACCACAGGCAGAGGAAGAGGCCAUCUCAUUGUGCCUGUCAGGAGAUGAGCAGGAUGUCAGGGAUAAGGACAGUGUGACAGCCAUGGAGAUGGAUAGCCCAAUAUCUAUGGAAAGAACCAAGAGAACCAAGUCUCCUUCCUGCCUCCGAGCCCUCUUCAAGAAAGGGAUGGACCUCCCCAGCCUGCCCAACACAUCACAGCAGCUAUUCGCCAACAGACUUGUUUGCCCCCAGGACAAAGGAAACUCUCAGGGAGAUCAUAAAAAAGACUUCAGGCCUUUCACUGGGGAGCUGGAUCUGUCUGUUACAUCCCCAAAGGACAUGGACGGUUUCCCUGCAGGGUUGUCCCUCAAGUCCGCUUCCUGUGAUGGGGUCUGCAAACAGGAAGUUGAGCUAGACCGCCGUAGUGUCAUAUUUUCCUCAGCGGCCUGCAACCAUCUGGGAACCCCAGCGCAUUCCUACCCUGGUGGGAACUCUUUGGAGAUGGAGCUCUCUGAGCACAUGCCAAAGGGCCUGUGGGCUGGAGCCAGCCAGUCCCUCCCCACCUCCCAGACCUACUCUCCCAGCACCACCUCCACUGAACCUCCACUCUUAUGCCGCCCAAGGCCCAACACCAGCUGCCCAGUGCCAAUCAAAGUGUGCCCACGCUCGCCGCCUUGUGAGACGCGUACCAGGACUUCCAGCUCCUGCUCCUCAUACUCCUACGCGGAGGACGGCAGUGGAGGCUCUCCCUGUAGCCUGCCCCAAUUUGAAUUCUCCUCCUCGCCGUGCUCCAACGUGGCGCGCUGCCUCAAUGUGGACCAGCAGGAGCAGAGUGUGGGAGGGGAUGCUCUUUUUAACCAAGUGCGGCCCAAGAUCAAAUGUGAGCAGUCCUACGGCACCAACUCCAGCGACGAGUCAGGGUCCUUCUCAGAGGGAGACAGCGAGUCCUGCCACGUACAGGAGCGGGGGCCAGAGGUGAAGCUCCCUUUCCCCGUAGAUCAAAUCACAAAUCUUCCACGGAACGACUUCCAAAUGUUGGUGAAAAUGCACAAACUGACCUCGGAGCAGCUCGAGUUCAUCCACGACGUGAGGCGGCGGAGCAAGAACCGCAUCGCGGCACAGCGCUGCCGCAAGAGGAAGCUCGACUGCAUCCUGAACCUGGAGUGUGAGAUCAGAAAACUGGUGUGUGAGAAGGAGAAGUUGCUGACGGAGAGGAACCAGCUGAAGGCGUGUAUGGGCGAGCUGUGGGAGAACUUCUCCUGCCUGUCCCAGGAAGUGUGCAGGGACGUCCAGCUGAGCCCCGAGCAGGUCCAGUCAUUACACCACUACUGCCCCGUGCUGCGGCCCUCCAACUCCACCGCCAGCAACAACGCUGCCCACGAGCCCAAGCGUCCCCGCAGCCCCUCCGCCGCCCUCACCAACGCCACCACCAGCAUCGACCUCACCGCCCACUCGGGCUCGGCCACGCCGGAACCCAGCUUCCACGGGUCGCCCGGCCCCUCAGAGAGCGAGCCCGACUUGGCCGUCAGAAACGGGGCGGAUAAAGAUAUGGACGGCCAAGACGCCGGCUUGUACACAAAGUCAGGGCUGCCCACUGAAAAAUCCAACCAGACGGUAACAGUUGAUUUUUGUCAGGAAAUGACUGACAAAUGCACAACUGACGAGCAGCCAAGGAAGGACUGUACAAUGUAGUGGUGGUUCUGUGUUGUUGUUUUUCUUUUUUGUUUUGUUUUUUUUUUAUUAUUUAAUUUUAUUCUUCUGACAAACCCUCUCUCGGGGUUGUUGAGAUGUCGGCCUCUCCCAGUGUUCACUGAAAAACAAGCUUUGUAUGUAUUUAUGUCUUUUCGUGCUGUCUUUUUGGUUUUUUUAUUUUUCUUUUUGAACGGUUGACACUAAAGUUGUCUUAACAGCAGCAAUACUGUUCUCCAGGUAUUUUUCCUCUUAACCAUGACAGAGUGGGAACUUCUCACCAAACCUUUACAGUGGUGCUACACUUCGGCCGGGCAGCAACCUCUACAGUGAAGACUCCGUUCUUCAUGUGUCGCUCAUCACAACUCAUAGUUCAACCUCAUCGGACCUAAACAGCAGCUCUCUUUGUCUCUCCGUGUACCGACAGUAUCUCUGCUUCUUCUGCCUUUCUCUCUCCUCUCUUUUAUUUUUCCCACUCUGUCUUUAUCAAUCUUCUCUACCUCUCUCUGUCUCUCUCUCUCUCUCUCUCUGUCUCUCUCUCUCUCUCUCUCUCUCUCUGUGGUUCUCUUCUCACUAUAUCUUAGUGGCCCUUUUCGUCACAGCAAUUCAAACUCAGGAAUAAGAAAAAGAAAAAAAAAUCCUCUGAAUGUUCAAACUAAUUCAUGAAAAAUGAGAAUACAGUAGUUUCUGUACACGAGGAAGUUACGAUGCAGUUAGACUGUAAAAUGUUCAUAUGCAAAAAUGUCUUCAAGCGUCUCACAUUUGUAUUUCUGUACAGGAGAACUUUGUACAGGCUGCAACCGAAAACAUUCCUCCUUUGCCUUCCUCAGCACUGAAUUGAAAGGAAAAAAAAAAAGAUAAAGAAAAAGGGUUUUUGCAGGUGGUUAAAUGACUAUUUUUAUUUCCCACUCAUCAGCAAUACCAUUGUAUUUGGAUGUUGUAACAGUGACUGACUUUCAAGUGCUUGUUUGGCAGAAAUGUAUAUAGUAUGGAGCAUGAUGACUGUAACAGUGAUUUUUUUUUUUUUUGUACAGGUAGAGGCUUAGAUGUUUCUUUUUAUUUUAUUUUUUUCACCGGGGUUAUAUCAAGCACCUUUUUGCUAAGGGAAAAAUCUUUGCUUUGCUGUUUCCUGUCCUGCCUAAUGAAUAUUCCCCAUCAUGGUGGGUGUUCUUAUACUCAGGAAAUCAGCUCGACACACAUGUAGACACUCAACACGCAACACAGCACAUACAGACACAUGCGUCGACACACACUUGUAAAAUUCUUUCGCCCCAUGCAUGUAUAAAUUUAGACAUUCAAGAUGUAUUUGUAAUGCGCAGCUCAGGCCAGCUCCUUCCUUCCUCCCUCUCUCUCUCUCUCUCUCCCUCUCUCUCUCUCUCUCUCUCCUCUCUAAAUGUGAAAAAAAAGAGUUUUGCCUUGUGUUUUUUGGAGUAAAUCUUAUUUCUUAUCAGUAUUUAAAAAUGCUAUUUGUGUAUACACUCUCGCAGACAUGCUUUGGGUUUCUUCAGUGUUUUGCCGUUUGAUGCCGUUUGACAGUGAAAAGUGCAGCAAACAUCUACGUGACAGAUACUUUCUUUUUUUUUCAAAUGGAUCCUGAAUAAGAGAAAACACCUUUUUGACAAAAAGAUUUUUUUUAAAAAUCAACAAAUUUGACAAAUUAUUCAGGCACUUUGUUUCCGGCCACAGAGCCAUUUAGCACUUCAACGAGGGUCUUUGUCUUAGUUUCAGACCCUUUAAACAUCUGAGACUGGAGCACUUAUGUUGGCACUUCAAGGGGAAACAUCUUGUUGAUAUGAUUAUAUGAAUAAAUAUCUCUCUAUGAAGAAGACGUAUCUGAAACCUAAAUACAAAAGGAAUCUAAUGUUUUAGUAUAAGAGUGUUCACACCUUAUAUUUGUAUUUCUUUAGGACUUGAAUAAGCUAAUUCAGAAUUCAUUUGACGUGAAAGCAGUGUACGUGUCGUCAGAGUGAUUGAGCAACAAUCAUAUUAGAUAGUAACAUGUUUGCCCUAAUUGUGCAUUUGUUUGAACACCUACUUUGUGAUGUGCAUGCAUGCUGCCUAUAGCUAUAAGCCUAGUUAGUUUGUCCAGCUUCCGUUUGCCUCGCGAGUUCUCUCUGGAGCAGUCUGCUUUUAAAAGGAUUUUUUUUCAAUAUAUAUAUAUUUCUAUGUAUAAACAAGCUGAAUUAUCUCAACUGUCACUGGAGGCAGGGCCAUGCUCUAGUACAAAAGUGGGAUUCAAUUGGAAUGUGAAGCUUUUUUUUUUUUUUUGUCGCUCUUUAAAGCCCCAAUCCAAAAUGGCGCCCCUGUUAGCUUGAUAGCAAGCUUAAGCUAAUGUCACCUCUGGGCUAGCCGCUGUUCUGCUAGCUUCUGUGAUCUCUUAUUGGCAUGUCUCUCUGAAAAAAAAAGAGAUGUGUUCCUGAAGUUUACUGUCCAUACUGCCAUACAUAAGAAAAGUAUCUGCUACAGUAUUUGGUAUUAAAAAUUCAAAAAACCUCUAAAGCUACGAAGCUAACUUGAUGACAUCAGAAAACAUUUGUAAUGUUACUGUAUUACUAAAAAAUGCAGAUUAGCAAAAAAAAUUUGCUAAACAAUUUGUUGUUAAAAUCACAAAAGGCUCUAAUUCUAAUAAUAAUUGAUCUAAAGAAUAUGGAUAAAAAAACACCAGGAAAAAUGUGGGUGCUACUAAGCUAGCAAUUAGCCACACCCCCUGACACCCACCUAUUUCCUCACUCAAUUUUGUGAUUUUAUUCGGGUGCAUUAGGUGGGAUGCUGAGAGUGUUUCGGAUUGGGGCUUUAAAGUUUGGAUAAAAACAUUUUGAAGUUCUACCCCCUGACUUUUACUGAUGUAAAUUUUAGAGUUUAAAACAGUAGUUUAGCGUAUAAUCUCACGUGAGACUGUUUUUCUGAUACAGCCGAACAGAGUAACUCUUAAGUGUAUUUUACAAACCUGUCUUUAAAAAUGUUGAGACUGGUCUCUAUAUUGUAGAGUACAUAGACCCGCACAUGCACAAAACACAUGCAUACAGACACAUACAGUAUAUUCAUACAAAUACACGCACAGAACUUACAUUGUGGCACAGCCUGAGCGCGGAGCAGUAGUAAUUCUUCGUCGACCGGUGUAGUUUCUCCUGUUUGUUCAGCCCUUUUUUACCGUUUGAGCUCUUUUUCAUUCUUGUGCGCAUAUUUACUGAAGCAGAACAGUAUUUACCCACGUGGAGAUUCUACCAGGUUAAAGCCAGAAAAUUAAAGUGGAACACUUUCGAUACAGACGCUUCUUCUCCGCAAACAAUAUGCAACGUUUUCUAUUUGUGUGCUUGACCUUAAAUCGAGGAACCCUGGUGUUUCAUUGGAGAGCACAGACUCUUUGGUUUUAUGUUUUUUUUUUUUCUGUUUGGAGAAAAAUGAAUUCAUGAAGUUUGUGUUGUAGCGUAACUAUUGUAACAAAGGACCCUGGGCAUCUCUUCAGAUGUGUAAUAACACCACAGUGACAUUCUUGUUUAUGCAUAGUAGAAUUUCUGUCACCCGAAGAUACAUAAUGUAUAUUGCUAAUUCAACAUAACAUGCCCUUAGAUUAUCAUAGAGGAUGAAGCGAACGGACAUCCCUGAAUUAUACUCUCAAGUCAGGAGACCUCUGAGCUCUUUGAGUCUUGCUGCAUGCUCCAGUACCGACUGUUUCAGUCAAACUAUGAUUCUCCAUCCAUCCUCAGCCUCAAUGGUGAGAUGGUGUUAACAUCAGCAAUGUCAACAUCUUAAUUAUUCCUUUAAAAAUGUCUGGUUUACACCCUGUAGACUAUUAUUUCCACUGCUGUUUAAAGGGUCAGUUCAUUGAAAUGUCACACUUACCUCUGGUGGCAUCUAGCUUUGCAGAUGUCCAGGUUUUGGGAGACAUGUCUCUUGAGAUUUCUGCAUCCACUCUAAUACAAUGGACAAUGGAGGAAUUUUGUUCAUGGUGCUCACAUCACUGAAAAAACAAAAAGAAAUCAAAAGCAGCAUCUCAUUUCAUAAACAGUGCCCUAAGCCUUUGGUAGUUCCAAUGAAAACUCCAUUGAAUUGUGGUAUCGGCAGAAUUUUCAAACACUGUAAAUUACACCAAAGCUACUUAGUAAUGAAACAUGCUUUUUGUCAUUUGGGUGAACUGACCCUUGAGUGGCUCAGAUAUUUAAAUCUGCUCAGAAGAUGAUGUUUAAAAAUGAUUUGUUAAUAUUGUUUAAAGCUGAAUUAAUUGAUUAACUAAUAUUGGCCACUUGGGGGCAGCAGAACCAGCUGCAUUUGCUUAUUAUCACCAUAUAUGGUUGGUAUGGCUAAUGUGUCAGCAUGAAUUGUUGUCUAAUAUUCUCCCUCGUUUUAGCUGUUUCAGUCUCCACCAACUCCUGAGAAAACAUAUGUGGCUCUCCAGCUCCAGUAUGUUCACCAGCUAGUAGCUAACUUUGCAUGUCUGCCAUUUGGUGGUGGGAAGGUCGCACACAAUGAGUGUAUCAGACCUUUUUUUUUUUUUUUAGCUUAAAAGCAGCAAACUGCUGCUACUGGAAAUGAGAUUAAAACUGAGUUUUCUGGUUGUAAAGCUAAAAGAGGCUGAAAAACUUUGCAGGGCUGAAGGGAAGUGCAGGGUCUGUGUAAUUAUUUACUGGUUCGUCACUACGUUCGACCCCUCACAUUGCACACAGUCAUCUGAUUCAUUUUUCGUAUGCAAAUAUUGAUUUUAAAAUGAUAAAAUAAGUAAUUACAAGCAUAAAAAAACACCUAAAAUGACAUAAUGAAUUUGAUUCUUAUAUAUGAGGAGUCUUUCAGGCUAUUUUGUGCAGGCCAGGCACUUUUUAUUUCAUAGCCAUUACAACAGGUUGAUUUAAGUGAACAAUUUUGCUGUUGCUGUAACUCUGUAAUUGGAUGCUCUUACCUUUUUUUGCUGUGUAUUUGUCUUCUUUUUUUUUUAAGUUUAACUUUUUUUUGCUGCUGCUUCUCUGAAACAAACACUGGCUUUUCAACUCCAAAGGUUGUUCUAUAAAAGAAUAUGAACAAAAUCAUGCCUUUCUCACAGACUGCUCAACUUUAUUGAGAAAAAAAAAAAAAAAAAAAUCUGGUAUCCUGGUUGAAUGCGCAGGUCGAGAUCAUUGAAGAUAAAAUAUGAAAAAUGGAAUAUGUUUACAAAUAGGUGUCAUGUCAUGUAUGAUUGAUUUUUGCCAUGUAAAAAUCACUUGGUUCAAUUCGACUGGUUCUUGGUGUUGUGUAAAGAGACAAAGAAUGAGUUUCCUCACCUUGUCUUUAAUCCAACUUUCGGGAUGGGUUAGCAUUAUAUGAAUACAAGUGCACCUCCGAUAUUUGCCUUAGAACGUGCAGAGGCCAUAGUUCACAUUCAAGUGAAGUGAGUGUAUACAGGGGCCUGGGCCCCCAUCCCCAAGUCACCAGUGCGGACUUUCUCACACUUAUCUACCUGUGAAAUCCUUCAUACCUCUCAUAACUGGUCAAUGACUGUAUCAGCAAACUGCAUCAGGUGUUUUUUCUACAUGCUUUUUACACAGAUUAUAUGGAUUAUUGUAUUAGUCGAUUUUGGUGCAUCAUUUUUAAUGUAAUAGCUCUUAAGCUUGUAGUUCAAGUUGUUGUUUUUUUCUUUCAUUUUUCUAGAUGACUGUUUUGUGUUAAUAUUGUCAAUUUGAAAUAGCUGUUAUUUGCUUAUUCUCUACUAAGAGUUCUUACCUUUAUAAUUUUUAAAUGCUACAUGACCCUAAUUAAUUAAAAUGACUUCAAUAACCAUUGUAAAUACAGUAUUGUGCAAACCCAAUUUUCAUUAAUUUCAAUUGCUAGUGUUAUCUAAACAACUUUUUUGUCUAGACACCAUUUCUCUUUAUGAAAUAAAGAAACAUGCAUAUCA